Messenger RNA from Corythoichthys intestinalis (scribbled pipefish), 2882 nucleotides. RefSeq names its product POU class 2 homeobox 3 (gene pou2f3). Gene Ontology annotation, cellular component: nucleus. The transcript has 13 exons. Gene Ontology annotation, molecular function: RNA polymerase II cis-regulatory region sequence-specific DNA binding; DNA-binding transcription factor activity, RNA polymerase II-specific. The record is from RefSeq and is a predicted model, not a curated record. Bases 1109 to 2308 code for a protein of 399 amino acids. Gene Ontology annotation, biological process: regulation of transcription by RNA polymerase II. Lineage: Eukaryota; Metazoa; Chordata; Actinopteri; Syngnathiformes; Syngnathidae.
UUUAAGUUCACUGUGGCGCCGCCUUACUACAACAAAGCUUUUUACGUUGAAAUUCUUGUGAAAAAAUGCUUAUCCCUGAAUUCUUUAUAGAUAUGGACGUAAAACAGUCUGUAUUCUUGGUUGGAAGUAAAAGAAACCGUGCAGGUAGCAUUUAUAUUAUGUAAACAUGUUGAAUGUGCAGCUCGUAUUUAAGUUCACUGUGGCGCCGCCUUACUACAACAAAGCUUUUUACGUCGAAAUUCUUGUGAAUAAAUGCUUAAAUCCCUGAAUUCUUUAUAGAUAUGGACGUAAAACCGCUUUCUUGGUUAAAAGCAAAAAACUGGGCGGUUAGCAUUUAUUUUAUAUAAAUAUUGCGAAUUAUGACACCAAUGGCUAGCUGGUAAUUUCUCCCUAUCAACUUUUUUCACAACGUUUCAAAAUGCAUGCAUGGUACGAAAAAUAUGAUAAUUACCUUGAAUCCUCGAACAAAUUACUCCUGGGACAAUCCUUCCUGUUUGUAUGCGGUACAGCUUUUGUACUUUUUCAAUCUAAAUCCGGCGUCAGAUCGGUGCAUGUGUUUGAGAACAACUUCGACCGUCUGAAGUAGAGUGUGGGACGGCUCCCUACUUGAAGGCGUGACGCAGUGUCUUGGGAAUGUGUCCCGUCAAUAUCAUUAUGAAGUCUCUGUUUGAGGAAUCUGAGUGAGUGAAUUAUUUUCAGCACCAUUGACAGUUCUAGACGUCCAAUCCAUUUUGACUGGGAGGGGCGAAUGAAUGAACGUCAAUGGCAGCCAAUCACUUCAAUCAGAGUAUUUUUACGAUUUCUGAUGUCUCAAAUAACUUCUUACCGACAACUUAACAUCUUCUCCCCACACUGAAGACGUUGUGAGUGAGACUUGCGUGUGUGUGCUUUCGCAGUCGGCCUCAUUGUUGUUUUAUGCAAAGCGUGUGGCGCGGGAUAGGGCGCGCGGCCAUGUAUGCAAAUGCGCUUCUGAGGCUGCCGGUGUACAGCGCCGCACAGGUGAGCCUACCUCCACUCUCCAAAAUGCCAAAGUAAGUCAAACGAGUAGCACCGCUAGAGGCCGAUUCAACUUUCUUGCAUCCCAAAACAUCCACUUAAGGUGAGGAAGAUGAGCGCUGACCCUCUGGAGCAGCCGGACUCACAGGCAGAGCAGACAAAACAAAAAGGAAUUGGCUUCCAAAGACAUAUAAAGACAGAGGAUAUCGGCGACUCGUCCCACCUGAGCUCCUCUCUGAAGACAUGUCACAUGACGCACAGUUCUUCCAUGCACGGCGCACACAUGACUGGGGACCUGACGUCUCUACACAACAUGCAGCCGCUUGUCCUGAUGCCGCCGUCCCACUUAUCAUCUACAUCCCCUUUCCUGCUCUCCCAGAAUCCCCCCAGCCACCAAGCUCUUCUGCAACAGAACAUGAUGUCGCUUCCCGGGCAGAAUCCAAGCGGGCUACUGCAGCAUCAGCACAGCUUGGCUUUGACCCCGCAGGCAAUAAGUCGUUCGGCCCUGGCGGGCCCGCCGAUGGACAGCCUCAUGGACGUUUCCCACCUGCAGAUGGCCAAACACAUAGUGCCCCCGCCUCAGGAAGAGCCCAGCGACCUGGAGGAGCUGGAACAGUUUGCCAAAACCUUCAAACAAAGACGCAUCAAACUGGGCUUCACGCAGGGUGACGUGGGCCUAGCCAUGGGCAAGCUGUACGGCAACGACUUCAGCCAGACGACUAUCUCUCGCUUUGAGGCGCUUAACUUGAGCUUCAAGAAUAUGUGCAAGCUCAAACCUCUGCUGGAGAAGUGGCUGAGUGAUGCAGAAAACUCUCCUUCGGACUGCCUGAGCAGUAGCACGUCCCUGCCGCCGCUGAUGGAAGGCUACGGCCGCAAGCGCAAAAAGAGGACCAGCAUUGACAGCAACAUCAAGUUAACACUAGAGAAGCGCUUCCUCGACAACCCUAAACCCAACUCAGAGGAGAUCACCAUGAUCUCAGAGCAACUAGCCAUGGAGAAGGAGGUGAUCCGGGUUUGGUUCUGCAACCGGCGCCAGAAGGAGAAGAGGAUUUACUGCCCGGUGACCAGUUUACCUGUCAAGACGCAGAGCUACAACUCCAGGAUGGCUGCCGCGGUGUCCAGAUCAUACAGCCCGCUGGCUUCAGGAGCAGUUUCAUCCAAUUCGUCUCCGAACUGCAUGAGUCGCGAUGUUUCUCCCGACAGCAUGUCCGUGUCCACGCCGCCUUUAACGUCUCAAGUCAACCCAGCGAUGUCUUACGGACCUCCGGGGUCGUGGCCCCGCGCUUGGAAUUCAACAGCAUACCUCCACUGAAACAAGGCAGCCACUUUUCGCUGUUUUUCGAAGGACGUACAAAUGAAGACUUUUGACGUGUUGGGAUGAUGAAGAUGAAGUCGGACUUGAGUGCUGUUGAGUCUAGCUCAUAAGCUGUAAAAGGACAACAAAAAAAAGGGCGGGGAUUGGGAGCAUAUUGCUGCUAUACCAGAAACAAAAGCUCACAAUGACGCGUAUUAAAGUUAAAACACGUUAUAUACAAUUUCACAUUAAAACAAAAUUCUAUUUUUCAAUCUUUUUUCCUCUAAAUGGUACGUAUCAUAGAAUAUCAUCAAUCAGUGUACUUCACUUCAAACUGGGUAAUUUAACUCAAAAAUGAAUUAAUGCGCGGUUUAAAUUAUUUGUGUUAUCUCAUACCCAAUGAGUCAAUAUGGCAGCACAUUUAAAUGAAAAUAAACACCCUGUUGUAACUUGCUACUGAGCUUUCUCUUCCUGGGGUGGUCAGCAAUAUGCUUCCAUUGUUGAAAUGUAAAGAUCUUGUGUAGGUGUAUCUGUCAACUCAGGUGUUAUUGUGUUUCCAUGCUGUUGUUAGGCAAGAAGCAGUAAAAGAAAA